Messenger RNA from Musca domestica (house fly), 1218 nucleotides. RefSeq names its product odorant receptor 74a-like. The record is from RefSeq and is a predicted model, not a curated record. NCBI's taxonomy places the organism in Eukaryota, Metazoa, Arthropoda, Insecta, Diptera, Muscidae. Gene Ontology annotation, biological process: detection of chemical stimulus involved in sensory perception of smell; sensory perception of smell. Bases 1 to 1218 code for a protein of 405 amino acids. The transcript is spliced from 5 exons. Gene Ontology annotation, molecular function: olfactory receptor activity; odorant binding. Gene Ontology annotation, cellular component: plasma membrane.
AUGUUGUAUCGUCCUCGUUUGCCGGAUGGCCGAAAGGUUCCAUUAUCCUGGCCCAUAGCUCUCUUCAGGCUAACCAACAACAUUUGUUGGCCAUUGGAAGAGAAUGCCUCCUGGCUUGCCGUGGUAUUUGAUCGUUUCUGUUGGUAUUUGGCAUUUAUACUCUUCGUCAUAACAAAUGAUGCCGAAUUUCGUUAUCUUCGGGUAAAUAUCAAUAAUUUGGAUGAAAUGUUGACGGGAGUACCGACAUAUUUGGUGCUGAUUGAAAUUCAUUUGCGUGCCUUUACCUUGGGUUGGAGGAAGCAGGAUUUUCGAAGGUUGCUGGAGAAAUUCUACAGGCAGAUUUAUAUUGAGAGCUCCCUUCAUCCCACAAUUUUCAAGAACAUCCGCAGUCAACUCAUGCCCAUAUUUGUGCUGAGCAGUUUGUAUUUAUCGGCUCUCAUUUCCUAUGUUAUUUUGCCCAUCUAUUUCCUCUCCAUCGGAAGCCGUGAAUUAAUGUACAAAAUGAUACCGGCCUUUGAUUAUAGCCCGUUGUGGAUUUAUUUGCUCUGCUGCCUCAGCAAUUUAUGGAUUGGCGUCAUUGUGGCCACCAUGAUGCUGGGCGAAGCCACGGUGCUGUCCACAUUGGUAUUUCAUUUGAAUGGUCGCUACCUUAUGAUGCGGGAAAAAUUAAUGGCCAAAGUCGAUGUGGUGUUGGAGAAGAAGAAAAGGGAUAAUGGCAAUCAACACAUUGCAGCGGAAUAUAAUAAAAUUUUAGUGGAAACUUUGCAGGAAAAUGUGGCAUUGAACACCUUUGCCCAGGAGAUCCAAAGGGAAUAUUCAUUUCGUCUCUUCGUCAUUGUGGCCUUUAUGGCGGCUUCGCUGUGUGGCCUAGGUUUUAAGGUUUAUACGAGUCCCAUGACCAGUAUCGGCUACAUUUUCUGGGCCAUUGGUAAAAUUCAGGAAAUCUUAGCCAUUGGCACAAUGGGUUCCACCAUUGUGACAAUAACCAACCAAAUUAGCUCCAUGUAUUACGAAUCCAAUUGGGAACUGGUUGUUUUCCAAUCCGAGGAUUCCAAGUCCAAUGCACGUCUAAUGAAAUUGGUUCAGUUGGCUAUUGCAACCAACAGCAAACCCUUUUGUUUGACCGGUUUAAAUUUUUUUACCAUCUCAACGACCACAGCACUGGCAAUACUUCAGGGUGCCGGCUCCUACUUCACAUGUCUCACAUCAUUCCGUUGA